AUGCCGCCCAACAGUUCGCUAUCCUCACGAGAUGGCAGACUCAGCUCCGCUUCCGUCCACGGGAACGAACCCUACUACUCCAACGACGACAUUGAAAUCCUGCACGAGGUCGUCAGCCUCGCCGAGGAGAUCCUGCCCACCCUCGCCGACCGCGACCGCCUCCCCACCAAUGCCCUUUUUCGCGCCGCCGACAUCGUCCUGCCGCAGCACGGCUUCGACCCGGAGGAGGACACAAAGUUCACGCGCAUCAUCUUCCGCAUUGGCGGGCUGCGCGGCGAUGGCGACCUCUUGGACAAGUUCAGAGCCGUCCUAGACGAGAUGGGCAUUGAGCUCGAGUUUGUCGACCAGAAUGAGCCCCCCCGAUCGCAGUACUCGGCACCAGCCCCCGAGGACGCCGCGGCCCCCCUCUUUGCAGAAAACGGCGACGACCGCACCGGCACUUUCUCCAUCGCUCCGCAUCUGCACGGGCGCCGCCGGCGCAACUCGGACAGCGUUGUGCUGCCGCUUGUCGACGGCCAGGCGGAAAGACCCCGGCCAAGGAGGAGAUCGGCCUCGAUAAUACCUGGACCGAAGAAGCAUAUCGAUGCUAGGCCUCCAGUUCGACAUCCCGCCCAGCGCAUUGGGCCCUGGCUGGCUGAGAUCCCAGCUUACCAGCGGCGUCAGGCUUCCCAGGAGCACGAACUAGACAGCGCCGUCGAGAGUGGCUCUGACGAUGAGGAGAAUGCUCCGUACCACCCAUACCCUAAUCCUAAUUUGCGACUGGAAGCAGCACGCCCUUUCAAAGAUUUCCCCUUCGGAAAUGGGCAACGACAUCCAGUUGCUAUACAAAAUCUCCAGGACAGUCCUAUGAAAUCUCAACGACAUGGCAGUCAACCUAUCUGGCAGUCCAGAUAUGGUGCUCAACACAUCUCCGAUGAAAAUGCAAGCCCAACGCCGGGCUACAUAUCACAACUCCACCUUGCUGGACAUCAUAAAUUAAAACCCCAGACCGGAGGUCUUCCUGACCUACCACGACAUGGCCUACGAGACAUCACAUUUCCGAGGAGGGACCUUGGGCGCCCUCCGCACGUCCGCCAGCCCAUUGAGGACAUGCCCAGUGUCCUGCUCGAACAGGAGCUCCGGAAUCUACAAGAGGAAGCCCGCGAUGCAUAUACAGCGCGGUCCUUGCGCUCUAUUCCCGGCUCCGAAGACGUGGAUGACGAUGACGAGCUGGCCAUGGAUGAUCAGAUGGAGGACGGGCCCGAACCUGAGCCCAAGAUCGACCUUGAGAUCAUGGCCAAGAUCUCCGACGCCUUUAACUUCUCGUACACGACCAUGCGCAGCUACAUAAUGUGGCGGUACGCCACCAUUCUCAACAGAGAGCAGCUAUUUUACGCUUACCAGAUGGACAAAGAACUGUCCGCAUCCGAGGCCGUUCUCGUAUGGAGCGAUCGAGCAGGAACCGUUGUGCAGGAAGCCAACGAACCCUUACCAGAGCACCCCGUUGCACCCGAAGGCGGACAGCUCGACAGCUACAGGCUGAGAAUGGAGCACCGGGCAAGUCGGGCUUACAACAUCUCGAUAAUGCACAAGGCAUUCACACAUUGGCAGGCACUCACCGCGGAGGACCUGGAACGAACAGACGUCGCCCGGAGACACCUCUUGCGCCUCAAGUUCUUUGGCGCUUGGUGCGACCAGAAGGUGGAGGAUGACUACCGGGUGUACAGCUUCAGAAUCAGACGUGCGGUGCAUACGUGGACCAAUGCCGUUGCCAAAAGAAAAAGGCAACGGGCGCUUGCCGCGCUGUUCUACGAGCAGAGCACAUCACAGCAGUCGUUCACAGCCUGGAAAGCAGGGUAUCAAGAGCGCCUUGCCGACGGCUGGCUGGCGGACAACGCGAAGAGGAGGUGCUUUCGCGCGUGGACCACAGAAACACAGAGGAUGGUCGAUACCGAGGAGCAGGUGGACCAGCAUAGUGCCCACGGUCUUAUCCGGGGGGCUAUUGACGUUUGGAUCCACGAUACGAACGAGCAGCGGCAUCUGAUGAAUCAAGUUGCGGAAGACGCGGACGGAACGCUCUGUCGAGAGGUGCUUUCGGAUUGGAAGAAGUUGCUUUUUCUAGAGCAGAACCUCCGAGCAUUGUUGCAGCUUCGGGACAAUCAGACCAAGUCCGAGUUCUUCCGGUUGUGGUCUCAGAAAGCGCAUGAUCUGGAAUCGCAAGAGAGCAGGCUAGAGGCCGACAGAAUCCAGGAUUAUGUCAAGCAUUGGAGGCUUGAGACACGAGUAGCUGCCUGGAACGCCGAGCAGGAGCACGACAUCAAGUCCCAGGCUCUCUACGACUGGGUUCUCAUGGAAAGACUGGCCUUUUUUGAGCGGUAUCAGGAAAGCGAGCUGAAGAGGAAAUGUCUCAAUCAGUUACAGCUUGCCUACGGAGAGACAAAGCAAGAACAUGAGGCCUUGGAAGACGUCGCCGUCCGGCUCGACAAGGACAAGGUCGUCUUCGACUUGGUCGACUGUAUGCAAGGCGAACUGAGCGAGAACCAGCAGCAAACAGAAAGAGCCGACGGGCUCUCUCUCGCACAUGCAGCGAGCGACAUGCUAGACGUCUUUGCAGACUGUGCUGCAGAGAAUGAGGAGCUCGAGGCCGUGGCGCAGCGCGGCGCUUACUAUGUCACCGCCUUCAACGCCAUCGCCGGCUGGGCUCAGUAUGCCAAGCGCACUCGCGAAGAAAGGCUCAAGAGGACGUACCACGCGUUCCGGCGGCGGCUGAAGCGCGCCAUCGCUUCAGACUGCCUGAGCGCCUGGCUGGGCGCUACGGAGGAGCACGUGGCUUCCGGCUGGGAAGCCGACGAUGUCCGCGCCGAGAACGAGACGCAAGACCUCAUCGACAAGAUGAACCACUGGAUCGGCGAGACCAACGACAACCGGGCCAAGCACGACAUCGCCGCCGAGGCCGACGUCGAGCUGCAUCUGAACGAGUGGCGCCUCGCGGCCGAGGCGCGCCAGGAGCGCGGGGCCGAGGCCGUCGAGGCGGACAUCUAUGCUCGAUUGCGCCACUCGUGGGAGGGCUGGGAGCUGCAGGCGGUGCAGGCGCGCGGGCGCGGGCUCACGGCGGCCGAGCUGGCGGACAAGAACAACAAGCGCCUGUGCCGCCAGGCCGUCUUGUCCUGGGCCGAGCAGGCCAUCCACCCGGAGGCGGACGAGACGUUCCCGUCCAGCUUCUUCAACGCCUCCUCGCGCCUGAGCCGGCGGGCGGCGGGGGCCAGCGCGCGCAAGCUCGGGUUCUCGACGCCGCGCGCCGCCGCUCUGUACGCCGCCGAAGACGGCGGCGGGGACGACAACGACCAUAAUAACCCUCCGACGGGGGCCUUCCCGUUCAGGUUCGACAGCUCGCUGCUCCAGCCGAUCACUGAGUACGACGAGGAGCACAGCCUGCGGUCGAGACUCGGGGCCGGCGGCCCCGUUAUCGAGGAGGAGGACGCGGAGCCGCACGGUGGAAGUAGUAGCCCCAGCGCGGCGGCGCAGCGGCGCCUCGGCGGCUCGAUGCAGGCUCCUCCUCCUCCGCGCGGGGAGUUCUUCGAGGAGAGGGGGGAGAGCGCCGUCGGCCUGCCGCACCGGUUCCGCAGCGCGGGCGUGCAGGCGGGGGAGAGCUCGCGGUCCCGGCUCGGCAGCUCGGUGGUCUACCCGGGCGUGUCGCAGUUCGGCAACGACACGCCCUCCGCGUCAGCCGCCGCCGGCAGGGCAUCAUCAUCUGCAGUUCCGUUCUCCGCGACGACAGUGGAGCAGCAGCAGCAGCAACGCGGCGCUACUAGGUUCAGUCACAUCCCGCGGCCGCGGGUCACGCUGUUCCAGCAGCGGCUGCAGGAGGCGGCUGAGAUGGCCGAGUCGGUGCAGCUGGGCCCGAUGUCGGAAUUUGACGAUGACGACGACGUCGUCGUUGAAGGAGACAUCAGUGAUGACAACAACGAGGAAGUGCUGCAGGCGUCCGCCGCGACGCUGCCUGUGCCUGUACCUGUGCCUGUUCCUGUGCCUGCGCAUGUGGCCAACACGCCGACGCGCUGGACCGGCCUGGUGGCGCGGCGCAACGUGGGCGGGGCCGCCGCCGCCACCACGACGCCCAUGGCGCCGCUGCCCAGUCCGUUUGAGCGCCGGCUGCGGCAGGAGUAUGGCGUGAGCGAGGGCGGGGGCGGAGGAGAAGGAGGAGGAGCAGCGGCGCUGUCUCGCGGCAGCCGGUUCGGUCUGUCGCUUAUGAGGCACGGCCAGGGGCCACCUGGGUCGACGGCGGCGACGCCGAGGGUGUCGUUUGCGGCCGGGGUGAGGAGGCAUGGCGAGGGCCAGUAG
This is a messenger RNA of Thyridium curvatum, 4320 nucleotides long. RefSeq lists its product as uncharacterized. The coding region runs from base 1 to 4320 and encodes 1439 amino acids. The transcript has 2 exons. Lineage: Eukaryota; Fungi; Ascomycota; Sordariomycetes; Thyridiales; Thyridiaceae. The record is from RefSeq and is a predicted model, not a curated record.